AUGCGUAUCGAGGAACUCAUCAUCGACGGCUUCAAGUCGUACCCCGUGCGUACGCACGUUUCUGGUUUCGAUGCGUCCUUCAACGCAAUCACCGGUCUCAAUGGAUCCGGUAAAUCCAACAUUCUCGACUCAAUCUGCUUUGUGCUCGGUAUUACCAACCUCACUGCAGUACGAGCCAACAACCUCCAAGAUCUCAUCUACAAACGAGGUCAGGCUGGCAUCACCAAGGCAUCGGUCACCAUCGUUUUUGACAAUACAGAUCGUGCCAAGUCGCCCGUCUCGUUCGAAAAUUGCCCCCAGAUCACCGUGACUCGCCAAAUUGCCAUGGGUGGCCUCAGCAAAUACCUCAUUAACGGUCACAAAGCCACACAACAAGCGGUGCAGAACAUGUUUCAGAGCGUACAGCUCAACAUUAACAAUCCCAACUUCCUCAUCAUGCAGGGCAAGAUCACAAAGGUGCUCAACAUGAAACCAGCAGAGAUCCUCUCCAUGAUCGAAGAGGCCGCAGGUACGCGCAUGUUCGAGGACCGCAAAGACAAGGCCAUCAAGACCAUGUCCAAGAAAGAUCAGAAAGUCAAAGAAAUCACUGCUCUCCUUGAAGAAGAAAUUACACCCAAGCUCGACAAGCUCAGAGAGGAGAAGCGCUCUUUCCUCGAAUUUCAAAAGGCCAGCACAGAGCUCGACCGCCUCACGCGACUCGCCAAGGCGUUCGAGUGGCAGCAGUGCUGCGCCAAGUACGAGGAGAGAAAGGCGCUCGUCGAUGAAAAAUCACAAGAUGUGCAAGAGCGCGAAGACGAGGCCAAGGCGCUCAGGCGACAGAUCGAGAGCAUCGAAAAGGAGCUCGCACAGAUCGAAAAGAAAAAGGAGGCAGAGAUGAUCAAGGGCGGCAAACUCCAGGCGCUCGUCAACAAGAGCAAGGAGCUUCAGCAUGACCUCGUCAAGCGCAAGACCAAUGUCGAUCUCAAGAUGGGCUCAGUCGAAGAGGAGCGCAAGAAGCUACAGGCAGACCAAGCUUCGCUCGAAGCACUACGUCAGACGCUCAGUGAGAAAGAGGAACAGCUUGUCGACCUCUCUGGCUCCUUUUCCAAGCUCAAGGCCGAUUACGAUGGCGCUAUCGCUGAGGUCAACAAGCAAGACGAGUUGCUGCAAACCCUUCUUACCGGUAUGGCUUCGUCCUCCAAAUCCAAAGGAGGUGAAAGCUCGGCUGGUGGCUACAUGGGCCAGAUCGCUUCGGCACGUGCCGAGGAGACAGCCGCCAGCACAGAGAUCGAGCAGUCCAAGCUACGCAUUGGACAUCUCGAGAAGGAAGUCAAGCAGAAGGAGCCGCUCGCCAAAAAGGCGCAGAAGGACGCUGCAGGCCUUAUGGGAGAGCUCGAGUCGUCACGCGCUGCUGUAGAGCAGCUCGAAGCGCACAUGCAGAAGCUCGGCUGGGAUGACGACAAGGAAAAGUCCUUGCUGCAAUCCAAGGCCGAGUGGAGCCGUCGUAUUUCGGACCUUCUUGAGCGCAAAGAGGCGCUCAAGUCCAAGCUGGCGGGCAUGGACUUCCAAUACUCGGAUCCCGAGCCCAACUUUGACCGAUCGCGUGUCAAGGGUCUGGUAGCGUCGCUGAUCCAGCUUGACCAGGACAAGCACAAAUACUCGACGGCGCUCGAGAUUUGCGCCGGCGGCCGACUCUACAAUGUCGUUGUCGAGGAUGAAAAGGUGGGCUCGAAACUCUUGGCCCAUGGCCAGCUCAAGAAGCGUGUCACCUUGAUUCCGCUCAACAAGAUCAAUGCCUUUGUCGCUAGUGCCGAAAAGGUGGGGGCCGCAAAGAAGCUUGCACCCGGCAAAGUCGACCUUGCAUUGUCUCUCGUAGGAUACGACAACGAGGUGAGCCGUGCCAUGGAGUAUGUGUUCGGCAACACGCUCGUGUGCGCCGAUGCAGCUACCGCCAAACGUGUCACGUUCGACAACGCGGUGCGCAUGAAGUCGGUGACGCUCGACGGCGAUGUGUACGACCCCGCGGGUACACUCUCAGGUGGAUCCAAGCCCAACUCGGGCAAUGUUUUGGUCAAGAUGCAAGACCUCAUCAAGAUUGACAAAGCGCUCAAAGAAGCCAGGAUCGAGCUCGGUAAAGCCGAGUCGGAGAUCCAGUCUUCAAAGGCGCAAAUGGUCUCGUUCUCCAAGGCGAAACGUGAUCUUGAUCUGAAGCGGCAUCAGGUGACGCUGCUCGAGUCGCAGAUCAGCGGCUCCAACGCGACGCGCAUCAUUAGCGAGGUCGAAAAGGCCAAAACAUCCAUCGCUGAACUCAAACAAGCCAUCGAAACAGCCAAGCAGCGCCAGCAAGACGCGAGCAAGGAAGCCAAGCGCCUCGAAAAGGAGAUGGAGGAGUUCGACAAGAACAAGGACUCGAAGCUCGAACAGCUCAAGACCGAGAUCAAGCGCAAGAAGGCCGAGGUGCAGAGGCGAAGUGGCGACAUCAAGGCUCGUCAGGGAGAAGUGCGUACGCUUGAGCUCGAGCUCGAACAGACGCGUGCCGAGAUUACGGUAUGCGAAAGGACGAUUGUAGAAGGCGAGCGUGCCAUCAAGAAGGUCGAAGCUGAGCUUGCAGAUAUGCAGGCCAAGCUCGAGGAGCUGCAAGCGGAUGUGGACAGGGUCGAGUCAAAGUUGAUCGAAGAGCGUGCUACGCUGUCGGGCUACGAGGAUGAGCUAGCUGCACUGCGAGAUGCGCUUAAGUGCAAGAAGCAAGAGAUCGCCGAUGGCGCACUGGCGAUCAAGCAGCUCACACACGAUCGAGAGAAGCUCGCGGGCGACGUUGCCGGCUACGAAAAGUCGAUCCAGCAGCUGGAGAAUCAAUUUGAAUGGAUCCAGUCGGAGCAGCGCUUCUUCGGUCAACCAGGCACCGUCUAUGACUUUGGCAAGCACAACAUGAGCGAGGUACGCAAGCGAUGCAAGAAGCUCGAAGAGACGCAGCAAGGGAUGCGCAAGAAGGUGAAUCCCAAGGUGCUCUCAAUGAUCGAAGGUGUCGAGAAGAAGGAAUCAACGCUUAAGACAAUGUUGUCUACCGUUCUCAAGGACAAAGACAAGAUUGAAGACACCAUCACCGAACUCGACCGAUACAAACGCGAUGCACUCCAAAACACGUGGGAGAAAGUCAAUGCCGAUUUCGGCUCCAUCUUUGGCGAGCUUCUACCAGGCAACUACGCGAAGCUUCAACCACCCGAGAACCAAGACUUGACGCAAGGUCUGGAAGUCAAGGUUCGUCUGGGCACCGUGUGGAAGCAGAGUCUUACGGAGCUUUCGGGCGGACAGAGGAGCUUGAUCGCGCUCAGCUUGAUCAUGAGUCUGCUGCAGUUCAAGCCUGCGCCCAUGUACAUUUUGGACGAGAUCGAUGCAGCUUUGGAUCUGAGUCACACGCAACACAUUGGACAGCUGUUUAGGAACAGGUUUAGGGGAAGCCAAUUUAUUGUGGUUUCGUUGAAGGAGGGGCUGUUCACGAAUGCAAAUGUGCUGUUCCGCGCGAGAUUCAGGGAUGGCACAAGUUUGGUGGAGCGCACGGUGAACGCGAAUCGGACGACGGCGGUGGGUGGUGAAGAGGAAAAGGAGAAUGCGAACCCGCAAGGUGGAGCGAGGACCAAGAAGGGUAAGGCUGCUGGUGGAUCGUCGGUGACUGGCCGGAUGGUUGCGGCCUAG
Messenger RNA from Mycosarcoma maydis (corn smut), 3672 nucleotides. RefSeq names its product putative chromosome segregation protein. NCBI's taxonomy places the organism in Eukaryota, Fungi, Basidiomycota, Ustilaginomycetes, Ustilaginales. The record is from RefSeq and is a predicted model, not a curated record. Gene Ontology annotation, molecular function: ATP binding; protein binding; ATP hydrolysis activity. Gene Ontology annotation, biological process: chromosome organization. Gene Ontology annotation, cellular component: chromosome. The coding region runs from base 1 to 3672 and encodes 1223 amino acids. The transcript has a single exon.